Molecule: messenger RNA, 690 nt
Organism: Sitophilus oryzae (rice weevil)
Lineage: Eukaryota; Metazoa; Arthropoda; Insecta; Coleoptera; Curculionidae
Gene: ND-PDSW
Product: NADH dehydrogenase [ubiquinone] 1 beta subcomplex subunit 10
Exons: 4
Coding region: 109-600 (163 amino acids)
Source: RefSeq, a predicted model, not a curated record
ACAACGGAAAAAAUAUUCUGUGGUCUGUGGUUCAUUUUAGCUGUCAAAAUAGGGCACAUAAAUUUUGUUAUUUUGUUUUUUUAAUAAUUUAGGGGCUAUAAUAACAUAAUGCCCGAUCAAGGAAAACGAAAUAUUAUCGAACAGUUCUUUGCUAAUGUAGGUAGUAUUUUAGACGGCCCUUCGACGUGGUUAAAGGAAAAAGUUAUUGCACCUAAUCAAAAAGACUAUCCUUGGUACCAUAAGAAAUUUCGCAGAGUUCCUACAAUCGAUGAGUGUUAUACCGACGAUGUAGUGUGUUUUUAUGAAGCCAACUCACAAUAUGAACGAGACAAGAAGGUAGAUAAUGAAGUAGUUUCGAUUCUGCGUGAACGCUUUGAACAUUGCGUAUUGUUUGAACGUCCCGACCAUGUUGAGAAAUGUACCGGCAUACUCCAAGAAUAUGAAGAUGCCUUGACUAAUUUGUUUAUAAAAUAUGGUGACUUGGGAGCCUUUCAGGAUGUUAAGAAAGCUUAUAUGAAGCAGAAGCACAGAAUGAUUUGGGAACGUAGACAUGGACCUGUGGGAUCGGGAAUGAAAAAUAAUUCACAGUCAGAAGAUUAAGUAUAUAAUAUAAAUUGUUUGAAAUAGUACCGUUUAGACUUCUGAACUUGUAUAUUAGUACACAGUUUUAAAUAUAUUAUUGAUAUAGUC